Messenger RNA from Dermochelys coriacea (leatherback sea turtle), 1513 nucleotides. It is a transcript of the gene GPSM3, whose product is annotated as G protein signaling modulator 3. NCBI's taxonomy places the organism in Eukaryota, Metazoa, Chordata, Testudines, Dermochelyidae. Bases 246 to 1115 code for a protein of 289 amino acids. The record is from RefSeq and is a predicted model, not a curated record. Gene Ontology annotation, molecular function: protein binding; GTPase regulator activity. The transcript has 6 exons. Gene Ontology annotation, biological process: regulation of inflammatory response.
CAUGGUGGGAGGCCAGAGGGGGUGCUGGUGCCGAGGGUCGGUUACAUCUUGUCGGGCGAGGCCAGCUUCCGGCCUCCUCGGGGCUCCCGGCCUGCCCGGCGCCCCCUCCCACCUGCCCCCCUCUCCCCUCCCCUAGACUUAGGCCUCUCCCAUCCCUCAUCUUCUUCCCCUCCCCGAGGCCUCCCCCCCAUUUCCUCUCCUGGCUGGGGCAGAAGCAGAGUCUGGUGGUGGGAUUUGGGGAGUCCAUGAGGAACCCCCCCUUUGCUCUUCCCCCCCAAGACCCAAGGGAUGCUGAGGGGGCAGGGUGGGGGCGAGCAACCCCCCAAAGGGGACGGUGCAGCUGGAGAGAGAUGGGGUUGGCCCCGGCCGAGGCCAUGACUAGUUUGGAGAGUGAGGGAGCGGCAGGGGACAACAUCCAGCCAGCCCCCCCGAGCCCAGUUUCCUUGGGGGGCUUGGCCCCCACAACCGACCCCCUGGUGCCCCCAGACGAGGCCGCUGCAGGAAGAGACCCCGGGGGCAUCCCAGCAGGAGGGGACUGGACUAGCAGCAACCCCCCUGCCCCGGACGGAUCCGACCCCCCCACACUGACAGAGGCCGACCCCCUGGACCCCUGCGACCAGGAGCGUCUCUUCGACCUGCUCUUCCGCUCCCAGAGCCGGCGGCUGAACGAGCAGCGCUGCCCCCUGCCUGGCCUGCGGGGGGCGCCCCGCCACGACCCCGCCCGGCCCUGGCGCUCGCUGCCCGGGACCCCCACCGAGGGCCUGCUGGGGGGAGCAGGGAAGUUCUGCUCACUCACCUCGCUGCAGGCUGAGCAGUUCUUUGAGCUGGUGGCCAUGGCCCAGGCCCGGCGGCUGGACGACCAGCGGGCUGACUUCACGGGAGACCCCAGGACCGAGGAGGGGGCUGAGUGGCCCCCAGAGCCCCCCGACCACGGGGAGGAGCUGUACAGCACCAUCCUCACCCACCAGAGCCAGCGGCUGGAGGAGCAGCGCAGCGACCCCCCCAUCCCGCUGGGGGCCCAGGAGCUCUUCGACCUGCUGCUGCGGGUGCAGGGGGGACGCAUGGAGGAGCAGCGCUCAGAGCCCCCCCCUGCCCUGCUGCCCCACCCCUGCUGAGGACCCCCCCCGAUGGGCAGGAGAAGGGGGGGCCGAGACGGGCCCCAACUCGCUGCAGGAAUUGUUGGGCCCUGGAGAGCUCAGCUGAGAACAGAGGGCUCAGUACAUGGAAGGGGGAAUCCCAGCCACGUCCUCCCCACCCAGAGUAACGACCAGGGGUUGAGACCAGGCCGAACUCGCUGCAAGAAUGGGGAACCCCCGCACCGCGCUGUGCUCGGGCCUCCAGGCUGAGACCAGACACGACUCAUGACGCCCCCAGUGGGUCUGGAGUGGGAAAGGACCAAAGAUUGGGGCUCCUCUCCCCCCCGAGAGCCACCCCGGGCGGGGGAUGGGGCCAGAGACGCUGGGUUUUGAGGCUAAUUCCUGAUGUUUGUGAAAAAGUAAAAAACCUGCAGGGG